Molecule: messenger RNA, 1073 nt
Organism: Labeo rohita (rohu)
Lineage: Eukaryota; Metazoa; Chordata; Actinopteri; Cypriniformes; Cyprinidae
Product: olfactory receptor 52N5-like
Exons: 2
Coding region: 132-1073 (313 amino acids)
Biological process (GO): G protein-coupled receptor signaling pathway
Cellular component (GO): membrane
Molecular function (GO): G protein-coupled receptor activity; olfactory receptor activity
Source: RefSeq, a predicted model, not a curated record
GUUAGUAUUUAGGUAACACUGAAUACUGAGCCGACUGUGACUUCAUUAGAAAAGAUAUGAAUUAAAUUUUUUAAAGCAAUAAAUCAGCUGCCUUAGUAAUAACAGAAUCCAUCUGCAGUUUUGUGUAGGACAUGGACAACCUGACAUUCAGACACAGUAUACUCCUAGUGGAGGGACUUCAAGUAACACCUCAGUCUACCUAUGUUGUUUUCACAUUUCUUCUUUUGGUAUAUGUCUUUAUAAUGGUUUCCAAUAUUGCACUUGUAAUUCUGAUUUCAACAGAGAAGAAUCUACAUCAUCCUAUGCAUUUCCUUUUCUGUAACUUACCACUGAAUGAUAUAUUAGGGACAACUGUCAUUUUGCCACGCUUAUUGCAGGACAUUUUAAAAGAAACGUCAGAGCGCUAUAUGACAUAUGUAGAGUGUGUUGUUCAAGCUUAUUUUGUCCAUAUAUUUGUAGCAGCAUGCCAUUAUGUUCUCAUAAUCAUGGCCUUUGACAGAUAUGUGGCUAUAUGUAGUCCACUGCGAUACUCAGCAAUUAUGACCAAUAAGAUGGUGGUUAAACUAUCAGCAUCAGCCUGGGCUCUAUCAGUUCUUAUGGUGACAAUUUUGAUAGGACUCACUGUGCGCCUGUCUCACUGCAGAUCUAAAAUUGAAAACCCUUUCUGUGACAAUGCCUCACUGUUUAAACUGUCCUGUGAGGAUGGUGUUGUUGUUAAUAAUGUGUAUGGAAUCAUUUAUACUGUGGUUUUAUUUUCCUUCUCAAUUCUGUCUAUAUUCAUAACAUAUGGCAAAAUCGCUACUGUAUGCAUAACUAGCAAAAACAAAGCACUCAACAGCAAAGCCAUAAAAACAUGCAGCACUCAUUUAGCUGUUUAUUUAAUCAUGCUAGUUUCUGGCUCUACUUUUAUUUUUCUCCAUCGUUUCCCUCUCUACUCUGAGAGCAGAAAGCUAGCUAGUAUAAUGUUCCACAUUGUACCACCAGGACUAAAUCCUUUAGUAUAUGGUUUACAAACUAAAGAAAUAAGACAAAAGUUUGUAAAAUUUUGGUGCAGAGAAAAAGGAACAUCUUAA